Rattus rattus (black rat) is the source of this 8477-nucleotide messenger RNA. RefSeq names its product jumonji domain containing 1C (gene Jmjd1c). NCBI's taxonomy places the organism in Eukaryota, Metazoa, Chordata, Mammalia, Rodentia, Muridae. Gene Ontology annotation, molecular function: transcription coregulator activity; histone H3K9 demethylase activity; chromatin DNA binding. Gene Ontology annotation, biological process: regulation of transcription by RNA polymerase II. The transcript is spliced from 26 exons. Gene Ontology annotation, cellular component: histone deacetylase complex; chromatin. Bases 118 to 7692 code for a protein of 2524 amino acids. The record is from RefSeq and is a predicted model, not a curated record.
CGGGUCGCCGAGCGUGCAGGGGCGCUCUCGCUCGCGGCCUGCCUCGCCGGCGGUCGGCUCCUUAGCAUGGGCGGCCGGUAGGAGCGGGCCGCGCUUGUUCCCGGCGCAGCGGCGGCCAUGGCGGUGGAGACCCGGCCCGAGCUAGUGGGAAAGCGGUUCCUGUGCGUGGCGGCCGGCGAGGACGCGCGUCCCGAGCGCGGGCAGAGCGGCUGCGGGCGCGGCUGGCGGGCGGGGGUCAUCCGAGCCGUGUCCCACCGCGACCGCGGCCACCCGGACCUGGCGGUCUACGUGGAAUUUGAUGACCUUGAAUGGGAUAAACGGGAGUGGGUUAAAGUUUAUGAAGAUUUUUCAACUUUCUUGGUGGAAUAUCACUUAAUCUGGGCCAAAAGGAAGGACCCUAGCCAGACUCAGGGAUCAAAGAGCAGACAAAUUCAGUGGCCUGCGCUGACCUUCAAACCAUUGGUUGAAAAUAGUAUACCAAGUUCUGUCACUGCGGUAGAGUUCCUUAUCGAUAAGCAAGUGGAUUUUUUAACAGAAGAGAGUGCCUUUCAGCUAUACCAGGACGACAUAGACAGCCUAAAGCCCGAACUCAGGGACAACCCACAGCUGCAUGCGGAAGUGAAAGUCUGGGUAAAGGAGCAGAAGGUUCAGGAGAUUUUUAUGCAAGGUCCUUAUUCAUUAAAUGGAUACAGAGUGAGAGUCUAUAGACAAGAUUCUGCCACCCAGUGGUUUACUGGCAUAAUUACUCAUCAUGACCUCUUCACCCGCACCAUGAUCGUUAUGAAUGAUCAGGUACUAGAACCACAGAAUGUCGAUCCUUCUAUGGUUCAAAUGACCUUUCUAGAUGAUGUCGUUCACUCUUUGUUAAAAGGUGAAAAUAUUGGCAUUACAUCACGACGCAGGUCUCGUGCCAGUCAAAAUAUCAGCACUGUUCACGGUCAUUAUACGCGUGCUCAAGCAAAUAGUCCCAGACCAGCAAUGAACUCUCAAGCUGCUGUACCAAAACAGAAUACACACCAGCAACAGCAACAAAGAAGUAUUCGUCCAAAUAAGAGGAAGGGCUCAGACAGCAGUGCACCUGAUGAAGAGAGGAUGAAGGGAGAUAAGUACGACUACGGAUCACGAGGAGAAAAUCCUAAAGGUAAAAACAAACACAUGGUGACUAAAAGACGGAAACCUGAGGAGGAUGAAAAGAGGCUGACCAUGAAAAGGCUGCGGACGGACAAUGCUUCCGAUGCUUCUGAGAGCAGUGACUCAGAAAACUCAAGCAAGAGAAUCACUGAGAAUUCCUCUGAACAAACACCAGAGUAUGAACUGAAAAAUAAAAUCACUUCAAAGAUAAAUGGAGAGGAUGGUCAAUCCCAGGCAGCUGAGAAGGCAGGAGAAGAGAUCCUCAUAGAUACUCGGCCUCCCUGGGACCAGAUGCAGGAAGAUAAAGACCAUGAAGAAGGGGAGAAGCUCAAGUCCAUGGAUAGCCACCUACAAGACAAGACGACUCUCCGCUCAUCCGAGCAAGCCACAGAUGCUGAGCCCAGUUCUAAGGACUCAGUCCUUCAGGAAUGCAAUAUGGAGAACCAACGCACAGUGGAAUUACCACCAAAGGACAGGGUAGUGUCCAGAACACCGACACCCAAGUGUGUUAUGGAUAUCAAAAACGACACUCAUUCAGAGAGGGCAGCUCAGGAAAAGUCUUUUGGUCUCCAGAUACCUGAGAACAUGGAUUCAAAUGUUAGUGAUUCCAAACAUUCAAAUGCUAAAUACCUAGAAGCAGCAAAGAAAGAUUGUGACCAGAGUUGGGUCAGUGAUGUAGUGAAAGUGGAUUUAACACAAUCAAGUACUACAAAUACUCCUUCAGGAAAUGAUAACCGAGAAAUGGAGAAAGAGAGAAAUCACUAUGUCUCAUAUAUGUCUUCACUAAGUACGGUUUCUGUCACAGAGGAUCAGCUGCAUAAGCGAAGUCCACCCUCAGAAACUAUAAGAUCCAAACUAACUACUUCAGUAGAUACUCAGAAGACAAAAUCCAGUUCUUCACCUGAAGUUUUUAAACCCAAGGUCACUCACUCUCCUGAUUCUGUAAAGUCUCGGGCUGCUUAUGGGAACAGUCAGGCUGCUGGUGAGCGACGGCAGGCGAGUAAAGCGGAGCACGAGUUAUCCAGAGGUAGUUUCCAUGCCGCCCCGACUCGAGGCAGCGCUCUGGAAACUACAAAGAGUCCUCUAAUCAUUGAUAAAAACGAGCACUUCACGGUCUAUAGGGACCCUGCGCUUAUUGGAUCAGAAGCAGGAGCUAAUCACAUUUCACCCUUCUUGAGCCAGCACCCUUUCCCUCUUCAUUCCUCAUCCCACAGAACCUGUCUAAACCCAGGUGGCCAUCACCCUGCCUUAACACCAGGACCCCACUUACUAGCUGGGUCAUCUAGUCAAACUCCACUACCUACCAUUAACACUCACCCUCUCACUAGUGGUCCACACCAUUCUGUCCAUCACCCUCAUUUACUUCCCACUGUGUUACCUGGAGUGCCUACUGCCUCUUUACUGGGUGGCCACCCGCGCCUGGAGAGUGCUCACGCAGGCGGCUUGAGCCAUUUAGCACUAGCUCACCAGCAGCAGCAGCUGCUACAGCACCAGUCACCUCAUCUUCUCGGACAAGCCCAUCCUUCUGCUUCCUAUAACCAGCUUGGACUUUACCCAAUUAUUUGGCAAUAUCCGAAUGGAACACAUGCAUACUCAGGACUUGGUCUCCCUUCUUCUAAGUGGGUUCACCCAGAAAAUGCAGUUAAUGCUGAAGCUUCAUUGAGGAGGAAUUCUCCCAGUCCUUGGUUACAUCAACCCACUCCUGUGACCUCAGCGGAUGGUAUUGGGUUACUUAGUCACAUUCCUGUCAGACCUUCCAGUGCAGAGCCUCCCCGACCUCACAAGAUGACAGUGCAUUCCAGUCCUCCACUGACAAAGACAUUAGCAGAUCACCACAAAGAAGAAUUGGAGAGGAAAGCUUUUAUGGAACCUUUGCGGUCUAAUGCAUCCACAUCAGUAAAAGGUGACCUGGAUCUUAAUAGGUCACAGGCAGGAAAAGAUUGUCACUUGCAUAGGCAUUUUGUGGGCCCGAGGCCGCCCCCAGAGACUGGCGAGAGACUGAACAAAUACAAAGAGGAGCACCGCCGGAUUCUUCAGGAGAGCAUUGACGUGGCUCCAUUUACAACCAAGAUCAAGGGCCAUGAGGUUGAGAGAGAGAAUUACUCCAGAGUAGUGCCAUCGUCUUCUAGUCCUAAAAGCCAUGCUAUCAAACCAGAUAAAGACAUGGACCGCUCGGUGUCAGAGCUGUAUAAGAUGAAGCACUCGGCAUCUCAGAGCCUGCCCCAGAGCAACUACUUCACCACGCUGUCUAACAGUGUGCUCAAUGAGCCGCCGAGGUCCUACCCAUCCAAAGAAGUCUCCAGUAUUCACACUGAGAGGCAGAACAGUAACCUUUCUGCAGCAGCCAAUCCUCAGACUCUGUCUUUCAUAUCAUCUCUCUCGAAGCCUCCACCUUUGAUUAAACACCAACCAGAAAGCGAAAGUUUGGUUGGCAAGAUACCAGACCAUCUUCCCCACCAGAGUGCAUCUCACUCAGUCACGACGUUCAGAAGCGAUUGCAGGAGUCCUACCCAUCUGACAGUGUGUUCUACAAACGCACUCCGCAGUAUGCCCGCCCUGCACAGGGCACCAGUGUUCCAUCCGCCAAUCCAUCACAGCCUGGAAAGAAAGGAGAGCAGCUACAGCAGCCUUUCCCCCCCCACUCUGACCCCAGUGAUGCCAGUCAAUGCUGGUGGCAAAGCUCAGGAGUCGCAGAAGCCCCCGACGCUGAUUCCUGAGCCAAAGGACUCUCAGGCAGACCUUAAGAGUUGUGACCAGAGUCUAGUGGAAGUGUGGAGGGCUAACAACCUCAGCAAGGAGAAAGCUGAGUGGCCUGUGGAAAAGAAUAGUGGAAAGUCUCAGGCUGCUGUGGCAUCCGUCAUUGUCCGUCCACCUUCUAGUACAAAAGUCGAUAGUGUGCCAUCUGGACCUUUAGCUGCCAAAGAUCGAGUUUGUGAAAGAGCAUCAUCCGGGGCAAACAAAACAGAUUACCUCAAACCGGAAGCCGGAGAGACUGGAAGAAUUAUUCUACCCAAUGUGAAUUUAGAAAGUGCUCAUGUGAAAUCUGAGAAGAACUUUGAAGCUGCCUCCCAGGGCAGUGUUCCUGUUUCAGUCAUGUCUGCUGUAAAUGUAGUCUCUGCUACCCAGACAGAUGUGCUCACAUCUGCUGGCUCUACCACCAGUGUCUCCAGCUUGGGUGGUUCAGAAGCAAUUUAUUCUUUAUCAAAUAUCAUAUCGGCCUCCACGCCCUCAGAAUGUCCUUCUUCAAAAAGUGUUAGUCAGUCAGUGGCGCAAGCAAAGGGUUGCAAAGUCAGCACCCCAGUUCCAGUUACUCUGGCCUGUAGUAAGACAGGAAAUGCUGUUCAGCCUGGUUCUGGCUUCUCAGGCACAACUGAUUUUAUUCAUUUAAAAAAGCACAAGGCAGCAUUGGCUGCAGCUCAGUAUAAAAAUAGUAAUGUCAGUGAGGCUGAGCUCAAUCCUGUGAGAAAUCAGACUGCAGCAGCCUCUCUUCCCCUGGAUAGCACCAUGACCUGCGCUGCGAGUAACAAAGCAGUCUCUGUAGGGAAUGGGCCGGCAGCCCAGCCCAGCCAGCCCAACUACCACACCAAACUGAAGAAGGCCUGGCUCACCAGACAUUCAGAAGAAGACAAAAAUACUAACAAAAUGGAAAAUUCAGGGACUUGUGUAUCAGAGAUGAUUAAGCCAUGUUCUGUCAACCUAAUAGCCUCUACAUCUAGUGACAUACAGAAUAGUGUGGAUGGCAGGGUCACUGUAGACAAGUAUGGAAGAGAUGAGAAAGCCAGCAGGAGGAAAGCCAAAAGAACUUACGAGUCUGGCUCUGAAAGCGCAGACUCCGAUGGGAGUGAAAGUAAGGCGGAGCAGAGGACUAAACGGCAGCCCAAGCCGACUUACAAAAAGAAGCAGAACGAUCUGCAGAAGAGGAAGGGCGAGGUGGAGGAAGACUUGAAGCCCAAUGGUGCUCUCAGCAGGAGCGCCAAAGAGAAAAGUAAAUUGAAGUUGCAGAACAGCAGCAGUGCUGGCGUCCCUCGCUCAGUGCUGAAAGACUGGCGGAAGGUGAAGAAGCUGAAGCAAACCGGAGAGUCGUUUUUGCAGGAUGACUCUUGCUGUGAGAUCGGGCCCAACUUACAAAAGUGCCGAGAAUGUAGACUUAUCCGCAGUAAAAAGGGAGAAGAAUCAACUCACUCACCAGUGUUUUGUAGAUUUUACUACUUUAGGAGAUUGUCCUUUAGUAAGAAUGGAGUAGUCAGAAUAGAUGGUUUCUCUUCUCCUGAUCAAUAUGAUGAUGAAGCCAUGAGCUUAUGGACCCAUGAAAACUAUGAAGAUGAUGACAUAGAUGUUGAAACCUCUAAAUAUAUCUUGGACAUAAUAGGUGACAAGUUCUGUCAGUUAGUAACGUCUGAAAAGACAGCUUUGUCCUGGGUGAAAAAGGAUGCCAAAAUUGCCUGGAAAAGAGCAGUGCGAGGUGUCCGGGAGAUGUGUGACGCGUGCGAGGCCACACUGUUCAAUGUCCACUGGGUGUGCCGCAAGUGUGGAUUUGUGGCUUGCUUGGAUUGCUACAAGGCCAAGGAGAGGAAGAGUUCUAGAGAUAAAGAAUUGUAUGCUUGGAUGAAGUGUGUGAAAGGUCAGCCUCAUGACCAUAAACAUCUGAUGCCAACUCAGAUUAUCCCUGGCUCUGUGUUGACAGACCUUCUCGAUGCCAUGCACGUUCUUAGGGAAAAGUAUGGAAUUAAAUCCCAUUGCCACUGUACAAACAGACAGAAUUUACAGGGUGGAAAUUUCCCUACAAUGAAUGGCGUGUCUCAAGUUCUGCAGAAUGCUCUUCAUCACAGUAAUAAAACCUCUGCGUGCCCGCCUGAGCCUCAGCAGCAGAGCACCCCCCAGAGAGCUCAGGCUAAUGGCAGCAGCAGCCCUGGAAGUGCAAGCACAGACAGCAGGUUGACGCCUCCCGAGUCCCAGUCACCACUGCACUGGCUGGCUGAUCUUGCUGAGCAAAAAUCCAGAGAGGAAAAACAAGAAAACAAAGACUUUACACUUGAAAAGGAAAUUAAAGAAGAUGAGGAACAAGAUGCCCCUGACUCUCCAAAUGGCAGCACAUCCCCUCCAGCAUCCCAGAACAAUGAACAGGGUUCAACCCUACGGGAUUUGCUGACCACAACAGCUGGCAAGCUUCGUGUGGGCUCUACGGAUGCUGGCAUUGCCUUUGCGCCAGUGUAUUCAAUGGGAGCCUCAAGUGGCAAAGGUGGCCGGACUAUGCCUAACAUUCUUGAUGACAUCAUUGCUUCAGUCGUUGAAAACAAAAUUCCACCGAAUAAAACGUCCAAGAUCAAUGUAAAAUCAGAGCCUAACGAAGAACCUAAAGAAAGCAGACAAUCUGCCACGAAUGAAAGCAAUAAGUUUUACCGUGACAUACCACACACUUGGAUCUGUGAUCAGCAUGUCUUAUGGCUUAAAGAUUACAAGAACAGUAACAACUGGAAGCUUUUCAAAGAGUGUUGGAAACAAGGACAGCCUGCAGUGGUUUCCGGUGUGCAUAAGAAAAUGAACGUUAGCUUGUGGAAGGCAGAAUCAAUUAGUCUGGAUUUUGGAGACCACCAAGCUGAUCUCCUCAACUGCAAAGACAGCAUUGUUUCCAAUGCCAACGUUAAGGAGUUCUGGGAUGGUUUUGAAGAAGUGUCAAAACGUCAAAAAAACAAAGGUGGAGAAACAGUGGUGUUAAAAUUGAAAGACUGCCCAUCUGGAGAAGACUUCAAGACCAUGAUGCCAGCAAGAUAUGAAGACUUUUUAAGAAGUCUGCCAUUGCCAGAAUACUGCAACCCAGAAGGGAAGUUCAAUUUGGCCUCCCAUUUGCCAGGGUUCUUUGUACGCCCUGAUCUAGGGCCCAGGCUGUGCAGCGCCUAUGGCGUUGCUGCUGCUAAGGACCAUGACAUAGGAACCACAAACCUUCACAUCGAAGCUUCUGACGUUGUCAAUGUUCUUGUAUAUGUCGGCAUAGCCAAAGGAAAUGGCGUCCUCUCAAAAGCAGGAAUACUUAAGAAGUUUGAAGAGGAAGAACUGGAUGACAUUUUAAGGAAAAGAUUGAAGGAUUCAAGUGAAAUCCCUGGUGCUCUGUGGCAUAUUUAUGCUGGAAAAGAUGUUGACAAGAUAAGGGAAUUUCUUCAAAAGGUUUCAAAAGAGCAAGGCCUUGAAGUCCUGCCAGAGCAUGACCCAGUCCGGGACCAGGGCUGGUAUGUGAACAGGAGGCUCCGCCAGAGGCUGCUUGAGGAGUACGGGGUGAGAGCCUGCACUCUGGUUCAGUUCCUUGGUGAUGCCAUUGUCCUGCCAGCAGGAACGCUUCAUCAGGUACAGAAUUUCCACAGCUGCAUUCAGGUGACGGAAGACUUCGUCUCCCCAGAACAUCUUGUCCAAUCCUUCCACUUAACCCAGGAGCUGAGGCUCUUGAAGGAAGAGAUCAAUUACGAUGACAAACUGCAGGUUAAGAAUAUCUUGUAUCAUGCGGUCAAGGAAAUGGUGAGAGCUUUGAAGAUGCAUGAAGAUGAAGUAGAGGACAUGGAAGACACUUAAGUGUGGUUGGAACUGGGAUACCCCUUGAGUGACACUAGGUCUGACUUAAGCUCCAUUAAACCAUCAGUGCCAAGAAAUUCUCUUUGUAGUAAUUACUUGCUACUGACACCACACCAGUGUAGCAUUGUGUCGCAGCCCUGCGAUUCAGUGCUAGCUGUCAACCAAGCUGUGUGUAAAAGCAGCUCUCUAGCUGCUCCUGUACCAUGUGUAUAUGAUGUUUGUGAAGACGCCAGAUUUAAAAUGAUGUAUUUAUUUUUGGUAAAAAAAAAAAAAAUCUAUGCUAUAUUGUUGAUCAAGUGUAAAUGUGCUGUGUACAGUUUAAUAAAAUAACUGAUAUUUUUCACUACAUGAGACAGUUACUGUGAGACUAGGACACAAACACCAGCUGUUGCCUGCGUUUGGAAAAUUGCUGGAUUGCACAGCAGUCAUGUCAUAAUCAGAAAAUUACUGCCAAAUAACUGUAAGAUGUGUAAGAUACAAAGUAUAUAAGUAGAUACUAAACUCAGACACUUCAAUAUUUUGUUGAAGCUAUUGACUGUACAAUUAAACAUUUUCAAAAGGUGUAAUUUAUUUAAAAUUGUCUCAUUUUGGUAAAAUUUAUGUGAAGUUUUAAAGCUAAAUAUUAAACUUAAUAUGCUAUGUAAAUAUAUACAUAUAUCCAUUUCAGGAUGUAUUUUUUUAAAGCGUUGGCUGGCUUUUGUUAAAGUGUAAGUGUUACAUAUGGCUUUGUACAUUACAGUUGAAAGGGGUUUACAUUUUCCAUUAAAGACUUUAUCAAGAACUUG